Hylaeus volcanicus is the source of this 2969-nucleotide messenger RNA. RefSeq names its product abl interactor 2 (gene Abi). The record is from RefSeq and is a predicted model, not a curated record. The coding region runs from base 319 to 1749 and encodes 476 amino acids. Lineage: Eukaryota; Metazoa; Arthropoda; Insecta; Hymenoptera; Colletidae. Gene Ontology annotation, molecular function: SH3 domain binding. The transcript has 5 exons.
UAAUCGUUCGUCUCUGUCGCGCGUGGCCGUUUUUUCUUUUGUUCGCGUCGUUUUACCAUGUCUUUGUCUAUUCUUUGCACGGGUGUACAGCUGUCAUCGCCGUGCUCCGAAUUUAAUGGAGUCUGGAAGAACGUUUGUGUCGUAAAAGCGAGGAAAUUCCGAUGAACGCCGUCCAGUAGUGUAUCCUUGUAUAUUUUGCAAAGUUCGUGUUGAGUGUCGUGUCGCGUUUACGUAAACCGUGCUCGUUUGCUUUCCGUCAAAUUCCGAGAGCCUUGGUAAUUAUGAAUUAAUGAAGGUGUAGUAGCUGGUAGUUACGAUAUGGCUGAGUACCGAUCAGGUUCUUAUUGUGUAUCGUCUGGAGUAGGCAGUGAUUCGGAAGUCAUGGCAGAACUAGCCGCAUUUCUUGGUCAAGAAAUCCCUGAAGGGAGAAGCAACCUUGCAGAUAAUCAUAUAAAUCUUGAACGAGUUGCUGAUUAUUGCGAGGCAAAUUACUUUCAAGCUGAAAAUAAAAGAAUAGCCUUGGAAGAAACAAAGAAUUUUACAACUCAGUCCUUGGCCAGUGUAGCCUACCAAAUAAAUACUCUUGCCUAUAAUUUUUUACAAUUGCUGGAUUUACAAACGUCCCAACUGGCUGAGAUGGAGAGUCAAAUGAACCACAUUGCUCAGACAGUCAUGAUACACAAAGAGAAAGUAGCCAGAAGAGAAAUUGGAGUUUUAACAUCCAACAAGAUUACAGUACGUCAGUACAAAAUUAUUGCACCCGCAAAUCCUGAGAAACCAAUUAAAUAUGUGAGGAAAAGUAUAGAUUACACAGUCUUGGAUGACAUUGGUCAUGGAGUACGUAGUAGUGGCACUCCUAGGAGUAAGCAACGCGGUGGUAGUCAGGGUAGUGUUCAAAGUUUAGGAGCAGCUUCUACUGGUUCUGGAUUAGGUGCUGCUAUGGUAGGACCAGCUCCUACAACCAAACCACCUACUCCUCCUCAGACAGUAAGAACUGGAACAUUGAGCAAAGGAUCACGAGAAUAUAGGACACCACCUGCGGUAGCUCCACCUCAGGUUCCUAGUCAUUAUGCCCCCAAUUACCCAUUGGGACAUCCGAGGAGAGAACGUGGACCUGGUUAUAGUACCUUGCCUUUACAUGCCCAUACCACGUCUCACGGUACCCUUAACGCGAAUCACAGUGUUCACCCCAAUGCUGUAGCUCAACAUACCUCACCACCCCAAAUAGGUACGGUUCAUCCGUUACAAAGUCAUCCACAAACACCACCACCUGCACCACCUAGUGUAACAGCAGGGUAUGUUCAGGAACAACACAACAGCAUGCCUCCUCCACCUUCUCCACUGGUCGGUAUAACUGGCGAUAUGGCGGAGUACGGUGGUCACCACACUCUGCCGCACAGACUGACACAUCAAGUCAGUCGGAGUAGUGGUGCAAGUAGCCCACCGUUGCCACCGCCGCCGCCUCCCGAACAGGAUGAACACUCGCAAUUCGGUAGACCCAUACAGUCCAGUGGGGCUAUCAUGCCUAUAGUGCCAGACGAGGAAGACCUGCCUGGUUGGGUGCCAAAGAAUUACAUCGAGAAAGUGGUUGCAAUUUACGAUUAUUACGCUGACAAGGAAGAUGAAUUGAGCUUCCAGGAAAGUUCAGUAAUUUAUGUAUUGAAAAAGAAUGAUGAUGGGUGGUGGGAGGGGGUCAUGGAUGGUAUAACGGGUUUGUUUCCCGGAAAUUAUGUAGAGCCCUGCGUUUAAUAAGUCCAUCACGACAUUGCAUUUGAAUGUAUCAAAAUUGUGAAUGAUCUUUGUUCACAGAAAGACUGUAAAAUUGAGGGACGCAACCGAAUCCCUGGUUUUAAUAUCUUAUUUAGUAUAUCGAUAAGCGUAGCGUUAAGGUCGAUCGUUACAACGGUGUGGAACGGUGCGACAUAGAACGAUAGACGACGCAAUAAAAACUGUAAACACAGAUACUUCCUGAAACAAUCUCAAGCAUCACGUGACUUUUCUAAAGAAAAAAAAAUCAAACUAAAUAAUCUUCGCAUCGAUACGAUAAAGUGUAUUUUUUGGUAAAAUAGUAUCGCUAACGUAAUCUUCGGUGAUUAUUUUACCUCGAUUCGCAACGGAUCGUAUUUACAUACGUAUAUACAUAUAGGUAGAUAAAGAUCUGUAAUUAUCAUUCAUCUAUACGGUACGUUAGCGGUUGAACUGUAUUUAUGUAACUUAGGUGUAAUCGAGGUGGCGUUAGCUAUAGGCUAACGUGCAAUCAAAAUACCAAACGUCCUGUUCAACGAGAAUCCUAGCGCCUUGCGUCGACCGCAAACUUUGUAACAUGAAUUGCUUUCAGGAAUCGAAUGCAUCCUUCCAAUGGGCGCGUAGGCGUAACGAGUUUAUUUUAAUAAUCGAUAGUGUAUAUUUACUUCAGUAUUUUAUUUAUCGCAAAGAAAUAAAGUAGAGAAAGGAUCCUUAUGCUGCAAAGGAUCACCUCCAAUCCUGUUCGUGACGCCAGUUCAUUGUGUAUCCAUAACUCGGUCGAUUAAUGUACGUAUCGUUUAGGUUUCGAUCAUUUUCAUUUCACCAGGCAUUUACGCGGUGCUUAGCCACGCGAAGCUGAGUGCCCUGCACAAUAUUCGUACAUUGUGCGGCGCUAAUUAAGUCAUUAGCGAACUAUUAAAACAGAUAUAAGUAUCGUGUAAUUGGCUACUUAACGUACCAGACAUGUCCUCUCUCGUUUCCCUUUCCAUGCUCCCUGAGAUGCUUGCAUAGACAAUAAGAACCUCGUUUCCCCCGAGGAUUACGCAUUUCGAAGUAGGGUGGCAUGUUUUCACGAGUGGAACGAAAAUGUGGGAGUAUGGAGAUUUUUUGGGAUCGUCGAACUUUUUUAACGACGCGUUUUUAGCUGUCAGUGAUGAAGGAUGCAAGCGAAUGUACGAACUACGAUUGUAUUUAUAAUCAAAUAAACGAAGUUGCAAUACAAU